UAUAAACAAGGCCGGUCUUUGAGUGUCUCACUAUAGCAGGAGCUGUGGCAGGAGAAGCAAGUUGCUUAAAGACAAAUGCUCAGUUAAUGGUCUUUUAUAAUGUCUUUACUUGGAUAUUUUCUUCUGCUGACAGCUGCCUUAUGCUGUACUGCGGCCCCGGCAUCGGACGGUUCAUGCCUGAGGCCAGAGAGAAGGGAAUCGGAAGAGCUGACAGGUGACUGGGAGAAGGACUCGUUCCCUCCAGGUACAACAGCAACUUACCAAUGCCGGCCUGGAUAUAGUCGUCUUGGAACGAUUAAGAUUGUUUGUUUGGAAGGCAGAUGGCAAGAUGUUGGAAGACGGGGUCAAUGCAGAAAAAAAUCUUGUGGGCAUCCAGGUGAUAUCCCAUUUGGAUCAUUUCAAUUGACAGAAGGGGAGUCAUUCGUUUUUGGAGCUAUUGUUGAAUACUCUUGUGAUGAUGGAUAUCAGAUGGUUAGCAAAGAAAAAACACGCCAGUGCACAGCUAAUGGUUGGAGCAAUUACCCUCCUCACUGUGAAGUUAGGAAUUGCCCACCAGUUGAAGCUGAAGCCAAUGUUAAUGUUUUGUCCACUUCAUACGAUGAAGAAUAUUCUGUUGGCCAAGUGGUUAGAUUUGAAUGUAAAGACCCAAAUCUUAAGCUGGAGGGUGCUUCUGAAAUUUAUUGCACAUCAGAAGGAGGAUGGAAUUUGGAACCACCAAAAUGCGUAGUGAUUAGAUGCAGACCACCAACUAUCGAUAAUGGAAAAGUGAAUGAACCAAAAAAAGGAGUGUACAAUAAUAAUGACGCAAUACAAAUUACCUGUAAUGAAGGAUUUAGUCCAAGAACCAGCAGAGACAUUAAAUGCACUAAAGAUGGCUGGACUCCUAACCCUUCAUGUGAAGAAAUAUUCUGCAGUGCUUAUUCGUCUGUGACCAAUGGAAAACUGGUUGGAACAAAACCUUCUUACAAAUAUGGAGAGGAAAUUAAAGUGGAAUGUGAUGAUGGAUAUGUGCUUCAGACUGAGCCAGAUAAACUCCGUAAAUGCACAUCAAACGGAUGGUCUCCAUCUCCUGUCUGUGUUAGUAAAACAUGUGACAGGCCUUACAUAAAUCAUGGAUCUAUGUACUACAAUUACAAUUUUCCAAGACGCCUUGGAACAUCUGUAGAUUAUCGGUGUGAGAGAAAUUACCUGUCCCAUCAGAGAGAAUACUGGGGGAGGAUAUAUUGCACUGACCUUGGAUGGAAUCCGGAACCAAAAUGCUCAAGACAAUGUGCAAACUAUAAGGCAAAUGUGGAAAACGCAGAUCUCAUAAAUCCACAGUACGAUUAUAUGGAUGGAGAAAAAGUGCAGUUUCGGUGUAAAUCUACUUUUCAAACACCAGAUGUAAAAACUGAUGGAGAAAGGACUUGUCUUCCUAAUGGAGAAUUUACUCCAGCCAAAUGUUCUAGAUUUUGUAAGGCUCCCGAACUUCCAGAUGGAAAAUUCAGACCAAUUAAAAAUGUUUUUGACCUCAGAGAAGUUUUGCAGUAUGAAUGCAAUAAGGGAUUUAUGACAGAAAGCAGAAAACUUAGUAGCAGCGCUUCAUGUCUGGACAGAGGAUGGUCGGAGGAGCCUAGAUGUAUACCUAUAACCUGUAAACAGGGUCAUGUCUCAUACAAUGAUGGGGAUGUUAUUAAAUACACAUGUCCGCGUGGGCAGAGGCCAGAAUCGGAAUCGGGGCAGUGUUAUUAUUUUGGCAUUCAUCCUCCACCUAAAUGUCUUGAUAUAACAUGCACAAUUCCAGAUACUUCAAAUCUUAUACUAAGUCCUCAUCAGUCAUCUUAUCAGAGUGGUCGUAGAGUUUCAUUUUCAUGUAAAGAGGGUUUUGUCAGAGAUGGAUCUUUGGAAAGUGUUUGUAAAAAAGAAGGUUGGAAUCCACCUCUACCCACCUGUAAAGAAGUGAAACCACAGGCCACUGACUCACCAACAGAUGUAAAUAAAAAUGAAGAGGUGAAACCACAGGCCACUGACUCACCAACAGAUGUAACUAAAAAUGAAGAAAUUAAAUGCACCAUUUCUGAAAAAGCUAAUCUUAUAAGGAAACCAACCAAGUUACAAUACCUACAAAAUGACGAGGUAUCCCUUAACUGCGAGGAAGGCUUUAUAAGAAAAGGACCCAAGACAACUACUUGUACUGCAAAUGGCUGGAAUCCACCUUUACCAACUUGUGACAAUGAACAAGAGCCCCUUGAUCCACCAACAGAUGAUAAUAAAAAUCAAGAAAAAAUAAUAAAAUGUCCACAUCCAUAUAUUCCAAUACAUGCUGAAAUUAAAGAUCGAAAGGAAGAGUAUUAUACCAAUGACAAUGUUACCAUGACAUGUGAAAGAGGAUAUAAGAUGAAUGGCUCUCCAGUAAUCCGCUGUAUUGAAGGAAAAUGGGACACACCCCCAGAGUGCAUCCAAUUAACACAAUGCAGAAGUCAACCCAAGAUAGACAAUGGUGACAUAACCGAAUCCUCCAAAAAAGAAACAUACGUAACUGAUGACAUUGUGAUAUUCAGCUGCAAACGUGGAUUUCAUCUCACUGGGCCAGAGGAAUCUAUGUGUGUGAAUGGACAGUGGACGGCAUUUCCAACAUGUACAGAAAAUCCAUGUGAUGCGCCUCCAGAAGUUUUGCAUGCAACUGUUGUAGACAAAAAGGAAUCAUUUAACCACGGUGAAAGAGCUAAAUAUGAAUGUGAAAAUGGCUUCCGAUUCUCUGGAACAGAUUCAGCAAGUUGUAUAAUGGGAAGAUGGACGAGUCCUCCAAAUUGUGUUGCAACCUCUUGUCCACCUCCACCUAAAGUGAAGGAUUCCAAAAUUCAUGGUCAAUCAAAACAGAAUUAUGCAUCUGGUGAAAAGGUUACCUAUAUAUGUAAUCCUGGAUUUGCCUUGGAAAGGUCUUUAACAGGAGAAGUAUUAUGUGAGAACACACAAUGGAAAAAUGUCCCAGUGUGCAGAAAGACCGGUGAGCAGUGUGAUCCACCGCCAGUUGUACAAUAUGGAGACACCAUAAGCUUUAACAAACCUUUCUAUAAAUCUGGUGAAUCUGUGGAAUAUAAAUGCCCAGAAUAUUAUAUUCUUAAAGGAAACAGGGUUGUGAGAUGUUUAAAUGGCGUCUGGGAUGAAGCUCCAGUUUGUCUAGAGCCAUGUACUGCAAAGGAAAAGGAAAUGAAAGACAAUAAUAUAAAGCUAAGGUGGAGACCUGAUCCAAAGCUUUACAGUGAACAUGGUGACAAAAUAGACUUUCAGUGCCUUAAUGGAUAUGAAGCUCCUCCUGGCACUCAGAUGAAAAUUACUUGUGAACAAGGAAAACUGGAAUAUCCAAAAUGCUUCAAAGCAGGUUUUUGUGUAUUAGAUCAACCAACAAUGAUUACUCGGAAUAUUCAUUACAAUGUAAGCACUAUAGUGGACAAUGAACAAGCAAUUACAUUUCAAUGUAUUGAAGGAACAAUACCAGAAACUAACCUGGAAGCCAAAUGUAAAUCGAAAAUGAUAACCUAUCCAAAAUGUACUGCAUCAAAAAGCUGCGCAACUCCAAAAAUCGAAAAUGCAUUCCUCAAAACUGAACCCCAGGACAGUUAUGACUCAGGCUCGCAUAUCGAAUUUGAGUGUAAGGAAGACCAUGUAAUAAAUGGGCCUAUAAAUGUUAAAUGUGAGAAUGGUCAAUGGACCGAACUACCAGUAUGUUACCGUCCAUGUAAAAUCUCCACAGCAGAUCUUACUAAAAGCAACAUUCAGCUCCUUCCAUCUGACAGUAAUCCUGAUAUCACUCAUAUACACGGCACACGAUUCAGUGUAACCUGCAAGUCAGGAUUUAGACGACCAAAUCAAGCAGCUUUGGGGAUUGAAUGUUCUGAUGGGAAAUUUAGGUAUCCAAGAUGCUUCUCUGGAAAGACAUGCCGAAUAGAUCAAGAUGAACUUGAUGAAAACAACUUGGAAUUAGAUGAAGUCCAUGAUAAUGAAGUAUACUAUGAAGAAAAUGAGAGCGUGCACUUUCAAUGUAAGACUGGAUAUUAUCUUAAGACUAGACCUAUCGGAAAAUGCUCUGGAGAAACACUGAUCUAUCCAAGCUGUACAGCACAAUCUUCUGUGUGAUUACAAUAAAUAUAUACAGGAUGUAACAACAGCCAACAAAAAAACAGGAAGAAGAAAUCUGCAAUGACAACUAUAGACAAACGGCAUUGUUUCUAAAUGUAAUCACAUAUAGUAGUCAUUAUAUACUGUGUAUUGUUUUAGCAACUUUUAUAUGUCUCUGGGUAAAAUAAUAAUAAUAAAACUUUUAAAAAAAACCUGU
Messenger RNA from Hyla sarda, 4315 nucleotides. It is a transcript of the gene CFH, whose product is annotated as complement factor H. Lineage: Eukaryota; Metazoa; Chordata; Amphibia; Anura; Hylidae. The record is from RefSeq and is a predicted model, not a curated record. The transcript has 27 exons. The coding region runs from base 100 to 4116 and encodes 1338 amino acids.